This is a messenger RNA of Synchiropus splendidus (mandarinfish), 4548 nucleotides long. Its product is annotated as disheveled-associated activator of morphogenesis 1-like. Gene Ontology annotation, molecular function: small GTPase binding; actin binding. Lineage: Eukaryota; Metazoa; Chordata; Actinopteri; Syngnathiformes; Callionymidae. The record is from RefSeq and is a predicted model, not a curated record. The coding region runs from base 399 to 3641 and encodes 1080 amino acids. Gene Ontology annotation, biological process: actin cytoskeleton organization. The transcript is spliced from 26 exons. Gene Ontology annotation, cellular component: stress fiber.
CACCGAGAGGAGCAGGACAGGGAGGGAGCCCUGGGCUUAAGUUUUUCUCACAUCAUCCCUCCUCCUGCCAAGAACACACCUCCGUCCAACUGCAGUGAUUUUCCUCUCUUCUGCCUUUGACAGCCUGUGGGAUUUAAGGUGCUUAUUACUCACACCAGCAGGCGGCUUUCAACCUUCUCCUGGACUUUGCGGAGGAUAUGCCCUGUGCCCGCGCAUGUUUUUUUCUGUAACAACAUUUGGAUACUGCAGUGGGUUGUGGGUAGAAGGAAUGCUCAGCGCCGGACACAUCACUCCUGGACAGGCUCUCUCUGACGGAGGCCGAACCCUGAGGUGGAGGAGGCUGUAAACGGGCUCGGACAGAGCCUCCCCGCCAAGCCAGCCCGACCCAGCGCGCAGCCAUGGCUCCCCGGAAGAGAGGAGGCGGCGGCCGAGGUGGUCUCUCCUUCAUCUUCUGCUGUUUUAACAGCAGCGACCACCCGGAGAUCACCUACCGGCUGAGGGAGGACUUCGCUCUGCAGGCCAUGGAGCCGGCUCUGCCCAUGCCGGGCUCCGACGAGCUGGACGGCAUGUUCUCGGAGUUGGUGGAUGAGCUGGACCUCACAGAGAAGCACAGGGAAGCCAUGUUUGCGUUACCGGCAGAGAAGAAAUGGCAGAUCUACUGCAGCAAGAAGAAGGAACAAGAGGAGAACAAAAGUGCCACCAGCUGGCCUGAGUUCUACAUCGAUCAGCUCAACGCGAUGGCGGCUAGAAAGACACUUCUGGCUCUGGAGAAGGAAGAUGAAGAGGAGAGAAACAAAACCAUCGAGAGCUUGAAGACAGCGCUGAGGACUCAACCAAUGAGGUUCGUGACCCGCUUCAUCGACCUGGAUGGCCUCACGUGCAUCCUGAACUUCCUGAAGAGCAUGGACUACGAGACCACCGAGUCCCAGAUCCACACGUCCUUGAUCGGCUGCAUCAAGGCUCUGAUGAACAACUCGCAGGGUCGCGCCCACGUCCUCUCCCACACCGAGAGCAUCAACAUCAUCGCCCAGAGCCUCGCCACAGAAAACAUCAAGACCAAAGUGGCCGUUCUGGAGAUCAUGGGUGCUGUGUGUCUGGUGCCAGGGGGCCACAAGAAGAUCUUGGAGGCCAUGCUGCACUACCAGCGCUUCGCCUGUGAGAGGACUCGAUUUCAGACAUUAAUAAACGAUCUGGACCGGAGUACCGGACGAUACAGAGACGAGGUCAACCUGAAGACAGCCAUCAUGUCCUUCAUUAACGCGGUGCUAAGUCAAGGAGCCGGAGAGGCGAGUUUGGAGUUUCGAAUCCACCUGCGGUACGAGUUUCUCAUGCUGGGCAUCCAACCUGUGAUCGAUAAGCUGCGGUCACAUGAGAACUCCACGUUAGACAGACAUCUGGACUACUUUGAGAUGCUGAGAAACGAGGAUGAGCUGGCUUUGUCGAAACGUUUUGAGUCGGCACACAUCGACACCAAAAGUGCCACCCAGGUUUUUGAUCUCAUCCGCAAGAAGAUGAACCACACCGAUGCAUAUCCGCACUUUAUGUCCGUCCUGCAUCACUGUCUCCUCAUGCCACACAAGAGAAGUGGGAACACGGUGCAGUACUGGCUGCUGCUGGACCGGAUCGUCCAGCAGAUGGUCCUGCAGAACGACAAAGGUCACGACCCGGAUGUCACGCCACUGGAGAAUUUCAACGUGAAGAAUGUCGUGCGAAUGCUGGUCAAUGAGAACGAGGUGAAGCAGUGGAAGGAGCAGGCGGAGAAGAUGAGGAAAGAGCACCACGAGCUGCAGCAGAAGUUCGAGAAGAAAGAGCGAGAAUGUGAUGCAAAGACUCAGGAGAAGGAAGACAUGAUGCAGACGCUGAACAAGAUGAAAGAGAAGCUGGAGAAGGAGAGCUGUGAGCACAAGAACGUCAAACAGCAAGUGGCGGAACUCACCGCACGACUGCACGAGCUCAGCACCAGACAAGCCGCUGUCGUUCCUGGUGGACCACCGCUUGCCCCAGGGCCACCUGGAGGUCCGCUCCCCCCGCCUCCUCCCAUGCCUGGCUUCGGUGGAUUGUGUCCUCCUCCUCCGCCGCCCCCACCAGGAGGAAUGAUGCCCCCUCCACCGCCGCCUCCUCCUGGAGGGCCACCACCCCCUCUGGGACGCCCGAUUGCAGGAGGCGUCCCGCCUCCACCUGGCGCACCACUGGGCCCGUCCAUGAAGAAAAAGAACAUUCCUCAACCCUCAAACCCACUCAAGUCCUUCAACUGGUCCAAGUUAGCCGAGAAUAAACUGGAGGGGACGGUGUGGAUGGAGGUGGAUGACGCCAAGGUUUUUAAAAUCCUCGAUCUGGAGGACAUCGAGAAGACCUUCUCUGCCUAUCAGCGGCAGCAGGACUUCUUUAUGAUCAAUAACAGCAAACAGAAAGAGUUGGAGGACGACACUUUGGGCUCCAAAAAAGUCAAGGAACUGUCGGUCAUCGACGGCCGGCGGGCUCAGAACUGCAACAUCCUCCUCUCACGGUUGAAACUUUCCAAUGAGGAAAUCAAGAGAGCGAUUCUGACCAUGGACGAGCAGGAAGAUCUCCCCAAAGACAUGCUGGAGCAGUUGCUGAAGUUCGUCCCUGAAAAGAGCGACGUGGACCUCCUGGAAGAGCACAAACACGAGCUGGACCGAAUGGCCAAGCCCGACCGCUUCCUCUAUGAGAUGAGCAGAAUAAACCACUAUCAGCAGCGACUCCAGUCUUUGUACUUCAAGAAGAAGUUUGCAGAGCGGAUCGCAGAGAUCAAGCCCAAAGUGGAAGCUCUGGCAAAGGCCUCCAAAGACAUCCUACACAGCCGGAACCUGAAGCAGCUGCUGGAGGUGGUGCUGGCGUUUGGGAACUACAUGAACAAGGGUCAGAGGGGGAACGCGUUCGGCUUCAAGGUGUCGUCACUCAACAAGAUCGGCGACACCAAAUCCAGCAUCGACAAGAACAUCACUCUGCUGCACUACCUGAUCACCAUCCUGGAGAAGAAAUACCCCAAAGUCCUGCUGUUCCAGGGAGACCUGCAGAGCAUCCCGGAGGCAGCCAAAGUCAACAUGACGGAGCUGGAGAAGGAUAUCGGGAAUCUGCGCAGCGGACUGAAGAGCGUGGAGAGUGAGCUGGACUACCAGAAGAAGCGCCCGCAGGAACACGGCGACAAAUUUGUUUCGGUGGUCAGCCAGUUCAUCACGGUGGCCAGCUUCAGCUUCUCCGACGUGGAGGACUCGCUGACGGAGGCCAAGGAGCUGUUCCUGAGGGCAGUGAAGCACUUCGGCGAGGACGCCAGCAAGAUGCAGCCCGACGAGUUCUUUGGCAUCUUUGACCAGUUCCUGCAGUCAUUCGCCGAGGCCCAGCAAGAGAACGAGAACAUGCGGAGGCGCAAGGAAGAGGAGGAGCGCAGGGCCAAACUGGAAGCUCAGCUCAAAGAGCAGCGGGAGAAGGAGAGGAAGAACAGGAAGGCCAAGGCCAACGGGGAGGAUGACGGAGGGGAAUUCGACGACCUGGUGUCCGCCCUGCGGUCCGGCGAGGUCUUCGACAAAGACUUGUCCAAGAUGAAGCGCAACCGCAAGCGCAUCAACAGCCAGAACACGGACUCCAGCCGGGAGCGACCGGUCACAAAGCUCAACUUCUGAGAGGGUCGACGCUCCCACUCGCUGACCUCCGUGGGUCGAAGUGACUGGCACAUUCCUCAGCCGCCUCCUCCAUUCCCACCCAGCUCGCCGUGACUGAGCAGCAGCUUGGCAGCGCCACCACACUUCAUCUUAAGCCAAAUCAGACUCGCCACCGUCGUCUGAGAUGAAAACUCUCACUCGCGCCAGGUGAGAGCGACCCGCGCUGCUGCUGCUUGUGCAACUCCAAGCUCGAUGCUCGACGGAAACGAAGCGAUGGUUCCGUAAAGGCAAAAACACACGAGGGGCCAUUUUGUACGGAUUGUAAGCUGCUGUUUCACUGCAGUCAAAACCAGGUGGACUGACGAGGUUUUUACUGAACAGAGCAGCCGCUAAAGCAAAUGUUUGUUUUUCUAUUCGACCUGCAGCAUUUCUAUCUUUGAUCUUUGUUUUAUUCCGAGUUUUACCUGUUAAGAGCUGGCCUUAACUCCGUGGAUGUAUUUGUUGAGUCGGUACUCUCCAGGCCUGGGCCUACACUCGCUCAACACUUAAGAUUACAUGUAUCUAUAUAUAAAUAUAUAAGGUGCUCGUCUCACCUGCACAUUAAGUCCACAACACUAUGCUAGACGCCAUAAAACGUACCCAGUCAAUGCAAUAGAUAAAGACUCCCAUCCAAAGCGCGGGCCUGGUCCUGUUUGUACUGAGAAAAUGAGAUGAUUCCUCUGUGCUGGUUGGAUUUUCAGCCAACUUUAAUCCACAUGUGAGACUUCCUGUUUUUGUUUUGAAGGUCUCACAUGUGGGUGAGACUCGCAAGGCUUUAAAUCCGCCAAUAACGGACUCUUUUUUUAUAUAAUUUAAAUACUGACUUGCAUUCUACGAUGUCCAGAUGAUAAUAAAUGGGAUGGAAACGAACUUAAGUGUUUUAACUUUA